UUUUUAACCUGUCUGACAACUUAUUUUUCUAUCGGUGAUUCUUCAUCUGCUGGCAUGCCAAGUACCAACGACCAUCCUAUUGCAGCUGUUUACACCAGCCUCCACAAUACCAGUCUUGAACAUGGUCCUUUUGGACUCUGUUUGCAACUUUUCUUGGAAUUCAGGAGAAACUCCACCAGAGGUGAGAAUUAACUUCAUCACUGGGGCCUAUGCCAUGAAUGUAACUGUUAAAAUGCCUUGCAGUUUUACUUUAAAUGAACAAAGGUUUAUGGCAAAAAUAUUUUCUGGAGGCCAAAAUAAUACUGUUACUGGAAAGCAACCCACAUAAUUCAUCACCUAGAACUGUCUAAAUUUACACAUUAAAACGUUGUUUAACAUAACAAUUGACCAACUGUAACUUGAUCUAUUAAAAUUCAGCUCAGUCGAAUAAAAUAUAACGAUAUUGGUUCACUUAUUUUUUCAUUACAAAGCAGUCAUGUGUAUUCAGUUUCCCGCGUUCUGCCAGACGCAAUCCUCUGGCUCCGCCCUCUAACGGAACCACGCUUGUCAAUCAGUGGUAGACUCCGCCCCCAUAUCGCCCCGCCUGUCAGUAGUGGCGAGACUCCGCCCCUUCCCUGUACCUCUUACACAAACAGCACCAGAGGACGGGCAGAGUAAAUAGAGAAAGCCCCAAGAUGGCGGAGUCGCUGAGCUUCAUUCACUUCGCAGCAGCGGAUAAAAACGCACUGGCGAAACCCAAGGACGUUAAAGCGCCAUCGGAGAGUCGAGCGCAGUCAUCCCGUGACCACCAUCACCCUCCGCCGCCGCCCAAGAAAGUUCGCAACGAGGAGAAGAGCGUUAAACCCAAGAAACUGAACGGAGGAGGCGGCGGCGGCGGCGGCGACGACGACGACGACGACGACGACGACGGUGGUGGAGGAGGAGGCGCAGAAGAGAAGCAGCACCAGAGUUACGGCAGCUUGACAACAUGGAGCGUCGGUCCCGUGAAGGCGAGCCAGCCCGCCGUGCCCGUCCACACGGCCGCACACGGGCUCCUCAAGCAGAGCGACUUCCUCGUGUGCGUGCCGAAGCCGAAGAAGCCCAAGCGCGAGAAGGAGGAGAAGCUGAAGAAGCACAGGGAGACGUCGUCGUCGGGCGCGAGCCGCCGCGUGUCCGGCUGCGCGGUGAAGACGGAGAAUGGGGAGGUGAAGCUGGUGCAGCAAGUUUCAGAUCAUAAUGGCAGAGAGAAAGAGAAGGAGAAAGAGAAGAAAAAAGAGAAAGAAAAGCAGCACGAGAGGGAGAAGAAAAAACACAAAGUGAUGAAUGAAAUUAAGCGAGAAAAUGGUGAGGUGACGAUGCUUCCAAAAGGCGAGAAACUUCAAUCAAAAAUAAAUUCUGAGGAACUGCAGAUUAAGAAGGUGAAGAAAAAAAAGAAAAAGAAACACAAAGAGAGUGACAAGUGGAAGCGUCCCAAGAUGCAAAGCAGGUCUUGUCAGACGUUGUGCUCGGGGCUUGUGUCAGACCCCCCACUAAACGACAUCAGACCCCCGCAGCUGCUCCACCAGGGCUGUGUCACUGUGAAAGAGGAGAGAGACUGCAGCCCCCUGCACGGUAAACAUCCUGGGGUCAGACCGCCAGGCACAGAGGGAAUGGAGUUCGGCCGACUGGUCCACGUGGAGCGACAGCCUAAUGGUGGUGCCCUGGUGGUCCACGCCUACAGCGAGGAGCUGGCUCACCUCUCCCCUGCUGAGAUGCAGCGUUUUGCCAAGGAGUUUGUUACGCUGGCGUUCAGCGAGGACCAGGAGGGUGCCGCUCAUUAUGUCAUGGCCAUCGUCCACGGUGCUGCCGCCUACCUGCCAGACUUCCUGGAGUACUUCUCUCUCAAAUUCCCCAAUUCACCUGUCAAGAUGGAGAUAUUGGGGAAGAAAGACAUCGAGACAACCACCAUGUCCAACUUCCAUGCUCAGGUGAAGAGAACCUACUCCCACGGCACGUACCGUGCAGGCGCCAUGCGGCAGAUCAGCCUGGUGGGUGCUGUGGAUGAGGAGGUCGGAGAUUAUUUCCCAGAAUUCCUCAGCAUGCUGGAAGAAUCACCCUUUCUGAAAUGUACGCUGCCCUGGGGAACCUUCUCCAGCCUGAGGCUGCAGAACCCCACAGAGAGUGAUGACGGACCCAUCAUGUGGGUACGACCAGGGGAGCAGAUGAUUCCUGUGACCGACAUGCCUAAGUCGCCGUUUAAAAGGAAAAGGACGACCAAUGAAAUUAAGAACCUGCAGUACCUACCUCGGACCAGCGAGCCACGUGAAAUGCUGUUUGAGGACCGGACACGUGCCCAUGCAGACCACGUCGGCCAGGGAUUUGACCGGCAGACCACAGCAGCGGUGGGGGUGCUGAAGGCCGUGCGCUGUGGGGAGAGUGUGGAUUCUCCUCGGAUCACCAAAGACGUGGUAUGCUUCCAUGCUGGGGACUUCCUAGAGGUGGUGCAGAGGCUGCAGCUGGACCUGUAUGAGCCACCCCUCUCUCAGUGUGUCCAGUGGGUAGACGAUGCCAAGCUAAACCAGCUGCGGCGGGAGGGAAUCCGUUACGCCCGCAUCCAGCUCUACGACAAUGACAUCUACUACAUCCCCCGUGGUGUGGUGCAUCAGUUCAAGACUGUGUCAUCUGUCUGCAGCCUGGCCUGGCACAUUCGUCUGAGGCAGUACCAUGGGGAUGCCGGGGAAGAGGAGACAAAGGAGGGGGUGGGGAGCACCGCAUCUCCGCAGGCAGCCCUGGAAUGCCCAGAGCCCCAUGGCCUAACCCCUACGGACUCUCAAACCCUGAGACGAGUCUCAGUUUCUCAGAUCAAAUUGGAACCCACAGACUCUCCUCUAGGUGGCACUGCGAAGCCCUCUGCUCCCCCUCUGCUGGAAGGCAGGCUCAUACCCCCUCAGCCAUUAGAGUGUGGGGCCACUCCAUUCAAAAGCAGUCCCCCAUCACGCAGCGAAAGACAGAGAGACAUAUUGCACCCAAAGCCCCUUGUCGCUCCCCAAGACAUACGGCACCCCAAGGACAUGUGCCCACCCCAACCUGUUAAACAAAACCCGCAUGAACAGCAAAAUGACUUUUUGUACUGAUUUUGUACAUACUUUUUUUUAAGACUCAAGUUUUUCUUUCUCCAACCUCACCCCCACUCACACAGUAAGUGUGUGUUAAGGUGUGGCCUGUGGCAAUUCACGGGGCAGGUGUGCGGCUGUACGCCGUUGCUGAAUGAACACACAAAUGUAGCUCGUCACACUCGUCAGUGCCUCAGUUACUGUGAACACUGCAAAUGCAGGUGGGCAGUGAAACAGGUCUUCGGAUAAUAUAUUUUUAAGUUUUAGGUUCAUACAGUUACAGCUGACAAGUACAGAAAUUGUUUUUUGUAAGAUGAAAAUGAAUUAUUUUAUUGACUCUGGGGUUUUUCCAUAGAGCUUAUUUAUAUUGGUUUUUUGCAUUUUAAAUGUCAGCACUGUAGUGUAAAUAUUUUUUUUACUUGUAGUGUGAUUUAUACUUAAAUAUAAACCUCGCUAAUAAAGGUUCAAAACAUGGGAGUUGUCAUGUAAAGCAGCUGUGUCACUGAACAUCGCAUGACCUACAACCUGAAGGAAAAGGUAGGUCGCCUGAUGGAAAGACCCAGGAGGGUCACACUUUUGCAAUAUCAUUUACUUAAUUCAUAAAAUGCAUGUAAUGCACUCUUUCAGUGCUUUCCAAAAUCUGUCAUUGAGGAUUCUGCUUUACAUGAGCCAUGACUGACAAAAGUGUACCAAGUUCUUGAGCUAAAACAAAUAUGCUCAGUGAAAUUGAGGACCAUCUACCUCCUUGUUCUUAAAAGUGCCUUUUAACUUCACUCGUGUCAUCAUACUGGAUAAACAUGUUUUUGUCCAAGUUGAUUUUCUGAUGAAUCUGAGGUAGCUCUCAUUCAGAAACCUUAAUUGAUCAAAUGCAUGACUGAGAAAACUAAUGGCACACCUGUCAUCAUUCUCCACUUAUUCGUAUGUUAUCAAUUCAUCUUAUCCGCUGGAAAUGAUCACAAAUGGGAUCAUUCCUGCCAACCCCCAAGUUGAAUAAACUUUGUCAUAUUAUUGUGGUUUGCCAUGUCAAAUAAGUUUACAUUCACAGCUUGGUUCUGCUGGCUCUGGCUGGCCUGGCAAAAUUGCUUCUUAGAUGCUCCUGUGGAUUAGUGUUGGCAACUUGCUUCCGGCCUGUUCUCAGUGUGAUGCAACGAGCUGAAUUUGAGUAUUGCUGAAUAUCAAACAAUACUUCCUGUCCAAUUAGCAUUUUGUUUUGAUUCCACUGAUCUCAUGUGAGAUGGGGAGAAUAUUAAAAGCAAAUCACACAAGUAAAAGACAGGGUAGGGAUAUGAAUAUUCACAACAGACUUGUAAAACAUGGCUUUGAAAAGUUUCGUGAAUGUUGCAUUGAGGAAAGUUAAUCUUCAGAAUGUAUACUUGAACAUGAAAAAGAACUUAUGAUACAUCUACCAAAGCCAGUGUACACUCGUAUUGGGUUAGAAACAUCCAAGCUGACGAUUUUUGAUAUACGCAAGAAGUUCCGAGUUUAAAUGUGUUUUCACCGUUUUGUAAAAUUGUCGCGGUUUUUCUGCAACUAGUUUGCAGUAAAACCCUCCAGCUCAGAAGGGUGUGGUUUUCCAUACAAAUUUCAUUGUUUUUCAAUCAUUUUUAUCCAAAAAUUUUACAGGAAUUACCCAGUGAAGAAAUAGAGCUGUGUGUCUUGCAAAACUGAUGGUGACAAACAUGUUUACGUGAUGAAUUGGUCAGUGUCAUAUGAAAUAGUCUGGAUUUUAAGGUGAAACAUUUUCUAGUAGUUUCUCCAACUUGUUCUCCUUUCUUUACUCUGGCAUUUCUUUCUCCUGUGGUGUCUCAAGUGUAGAAGUAACGCAACACUCAUACGUAAAGUAGAACACAAGCUCUUAUUUCAAAGUACUGUAGACUUUAACGUCGCUUAUGUUCAUAAGAUAAAAUAAACGGGUGUCCCAG
Molecule: messenger RNA, 4993 nt
Organism: Scleropages formosus (Asian bonytongue)
Lineage: Eukaryota; Metazoa; Chordata; Actinopteri; Osteoglossiformes; Osteoglossidae
Product: round spermatid basic protein 1-like
Exons: 8
Coding region: 675-3092 (805 amino acids)
Cellular component (GO): nucleus
Source: RefSeq, a predicted model, not a curated record